UAAUGCUGCGCUUGUUUAGCCUUGGGCCAACGGUCGCUCGAAAGGGACGUGUUGAUUUGGCUUACAAGACAUAAAACUCGCAUGAAAAAUACGCGCCAAAGUUUUCUCUGUAGUUUAAAGAACGGUUUCCCGUAAUGUGACAAGAUUUCUCCAGUGGAUUGAAUAGUGACUACAAGCAAAAUAGUGUUGAAAAAAGCAUUGUUUUUAGUAAAGUGCUUAAGUGUAGAGAACGAAGUGACGAAGUUGGAUUUAAACGUUAGGUUGAAAUAUGGUUGCAAGAUGGGCGCAUAACAUUACUUUGGAAGUGAAUUAAAAUUGCUGAGAAAGUUUCUUGUGUCACCAUGGGUACCAGUCGGCUGCUUUCACCGUUUACUUUGCUGCUGAUUUGUGCAGCAGGAUGGACAGUCCGGGCAGAAGAUGAGCAGCACGACGCGCGAGAGGGCGAUGACGUCACGAUGCAGUGCCGGUUCUCACUGGAGCCGUUCGAGUCACUCACAUACUAUUGGGUUCGGAACACGGCAAGCGGGCAUGACAAUGUGGCCAUUGGCGACAUACCCUUGGAGACUAACUAUCAAAUAUCGUUCGCGCCGACUGAGGGUAGAUACGACCUGAUGGUGGCGAACGUGUCAUACGAGCGCGAUAAUGGAAGAUUCGAGUGUCGGGUGAAGGCAGGCGGCUCCGGGCGUACGCUACACUCCCAGGGGCACGCGCUGACGGUGCUAACGCACCCACGCGCCCCGCUCCUCACUCCGGGCCCGCAUGCUCAGGCACAAGAAAAUCGAGAACUUAAACUCGCCUGCUCCAGCUCGGGAGGAUCACCGGAGCCAUCAAUUAAGUGGUACAGAGAAGGAUCGCUGUAUCCUUUGGAAGCGGAGCUGACUCAUGCAAAGACAAGGGCCGAGCCGUCAAUCUCCACGAUCACAUUGAACCCGACGCGGGAAGACGACGGCGCUACCUUCCGCUGCGUCGUAUGGAAUAGAGCCAUGCCAGAAGGCCAACAGCUAGAUGCUACUGUGGAUCUUAAUGUUAAUUACUUUCCCCGCGUUGAUGUCGGCCCUGAAAACCCACUACGAGUAGAAAUCGACGGAACUGCAACUUUAGAAUGCAAAGUUGAUGCAAAACCUAAAGUAAACACUGUAAGAUGGACAAGAAAUGGCAAAUAUAUUUCAAAUUCAUUUACUCAUGCCAUACAAGGAGUCACUGUUCAAGAUGCUGGCAAAUAUACAUGUAGUGCUGAUAAUGGAUUAGGUUCACAGGGGGAAAAAGAUAUUUAUUUAGAUGUAUUAUACCCUCCCACAGUAACAGUCGAAUCUAAGACUUUUGAAGCUGAAGAAGAUGGCACAGUCGAAAUUCGUUGCGACGUUUCUGCAAAUCCCAAGCCUACAACUAUUGAGUGGACUAUGGAGGGAAAACCAGAAUUUCGUCAAAAUGGAAACACACUAUUAUUGACUAGAGUAAAUGCAGACAUGGCAGGAACAUAUAUAUGUCGAGCAGUGAAUGAUAUAUCAACCAGUACUGGUAAACGUGUGGAACGAGCGAGUAGUGCUUCAGUUGCAGUAUUAGUUCGCCACAAGCCUGGACGUGCCCAUAUCAGUCCUGACCGGCCCGUGGCACAAGAAGGAUCUGGAGUGACGCUUACCUGUAGUGCAAAACCUCCAGGUUGGCCGGCUCCUCAGUAUCGAUGGUUCCUUGAUGUCGGUACCGCAGAAUCAAAACCUAAUGUUCUCGCAACUGGUAGUAAAUAUACAAUUCCUAGUGCCCAUCUUGGCAGUGAAGGUAUAUAUCGCUGCCAAGCCACUAAUGAACUAGGCCAUAGUGAAAUGGCUUCUGUAACUCUUCAAGUACAUCAGCCACCUAGAUUUCAGUCAAAACUUCAACCUCAUAUGAUUAAACGAGCAGGCGAAUUAGAUUUUUCAGUUUCCUGUAGUGCACUUGGUAAACCACGUCCUAUUGUUAAGUGGUUUAAGGAUAAUUCCGAAAUUAAACUUGAUACUGAUUUAUACGAGAUUAAGACUGAUAUAACUGAGGGUCGAAACUCGGUAUAUAAUGUACAGAGUAUGCUUAAAUUCUACGGUAAAUCACGACCCAAUACAAACCAACUGCUACCAGAUGAUAGAGGAAUAUACACAUGUACAUUCGAGAAUGAAGUUAAAAGAGUCGAAUCAACUGUUCAUCUUCGAAUCGAACAUGAACCAUUAGCCAUCCGACCACAAAAGAAAGUAGCCUACGAUAUAGCGGAAGUGGCUGAAAUAUUCUGCAGAGUGCAAGCGUAUCCAAAACCAGAAUUUCAGUGGUUCUACGGAUCAAACACUUCCCCAUUGCAAAUGUCCUCCGAUGGACACUAUGACAUAACCACAACUACUGAUAACAAUGAUUCUUAUUUAAGUAUUUUGAAAAUAAGAGGUGUGAAACCUCAAGACUUUGGGGAUUAUUAUUGUAAAGUGAAAAAUGCACUUGGAAGUAUACGACCACAGACUCGCUUACAGCCAAAAGGUGCUCCAGAAUCACCAAAAGAUCUCACGAGUGAAAAAAUAGGUCCAUCAUAUGUAACUUUAAAGUGGGAAGCAGGUUUUGAUGGAGGUUUGACGAGUACAAAGUACUUCGUGCGAUACCGUCGGGUGAUGGUUAAGGGAGUAAACUCAGCUGGUGGCGGUGAGCAUUGCGCCACUGAGCACACCGAAUACGAUUGGAUGGAAUACGAUUGUGGUCGCUCCAACCCUUGUAAUGUUACUAGACUCGAGCAGCAUAGUUCCUACACGUUCAAGGUGAAAGCAGUUAACACGAAAGGUCAGAGCAAUUAUUCUAACGAAAUUACGGUGACUACGAAAGUGGACAAGAUUGCUGCUCCAGAGCAAGUGACCUAUGAUCCUAGCACGAGGACAAUAGCCUUCAGUGUGGGCCCCACCUGCCUCUCCUUGAUAGGGGUGGCUGAAGGGCUCAACAGCAUUGGCGGAGCCGCUGGCUGGCAGGUGGUGGACACGGUGCCUCUGCAUCUAUCAGGUGCAGUAGCGACGGUGCAAGAGGCCCCGCUGGAGAUUCCAAACAAACAGAGUACCCGAACUAUGCCAGGACGACACAUAGAUACACCAUACGAUGACAUGAAUCCUCAUAUCAGGCUCAAGCUCUGCCUUAAAGUGAACCAAGAGGUUUGCAGCGAAUACACCGAAGCUGAUAUCGGCCCAUCGUAUAUAAAAGAAGCAUCGGCUCUCACACCAGCCACAAUGAUAGCAAUUGUGGUGUCAUGCUUGGUAUUCCUUUUAUUCCUCGCCCUACUAUUCGUAUUUUGCCACUGCAAAUUGAAUGAUAAAAACAAAAAAGAGACCAGUAAGGAUUACGAAAUGGAUUCUAUGAGACCGCCAAUGGUGGCGCCGCAGAAUCAAGCUCCUCCACCUUAUUACCAGAGCGCGGGUAUGGAGAAUAAAGCACUAGAACAUUCCAUGGAUCUUGCCACAUCUAUAGACGAUGCGAAGAAUGUAUAUGGGAGCUCUGGCUAUGCCUAUCACAUGCCUCCACACGUUCAAGGACACCCGGUACAAAAUAUGCCAAACACAGAUUGGGUAAACAUGGCGUACAACAUGGAAAAUAGCUAUACGAACAGCAACAAUGGUGGGAGUGUCAACUCUCAGGAUUCUCUAUGGCAAAUGAAAUUGGCGGCUAACAAUCCAGGUGGUAUGCCAGGCCAUCAAAUUAUUGAUAGACAAAGCAACUAUGCGUACGAUCAAAUUUCUCAGCCUGCAUAUGGCACUAUUGACGACUAUCCCGCGUAUCCUCCUAUGCCGCACGGUGGCCAGAUGACUGCCCCUCCAGACUAUAACAUGCGCGGUAGCCAGAACCCGUCUCGCCAGGACUUCUGCUCAGAUCCUUACGCCUCGGUACACAAGCCCAAGAAACGAAUGGAUGUUGAUCCAUGCAUUAGACUUAUGGAUGUCGAUCCUUGCAUUGACCCCUCUUACCAUGAAGUCACCGGGCUACCAGAGGGUUACGGAGGCAGUAGCGGCGGCGGUGGCGGUGAGGACGCCGGCCCUGAAGAUAAGCCUCCUCAUCUCUCACUCAGUUACGACGAUUCACUGGAGUCUGGAUAUUCCACGCCAAAUUCUCGUUCGCGCCGCGUCAUACGUGAAAUCAUCGUGUGAAUGUAAGAGGUUUUAUCGUUUUCGAAUCGUUGAACUAAAGGGCUUUUAUUGCAUCGUCGCCAUUUGCAUUAUUGAUUAUAAGAGAAUAGGUGCUAUUAGGGCCGCUGUGGCAUUCCCACCCAAGAGACCUUAAGAAUAUUAUCAGUUUAUAUUGUUAACCCUCAGCUUUAAUAUGUGCGUUACGUUAAGUUGCUUUUAUCAUCAUUUUGCAUCCAGUGAUGCUUUAAUAUCUUAACAUACAAGUACAUGGUACUUGCAAUUGUUUUCAUUUAGUAAAUUCAUACUUUUUCCUUAUCUUUAACAUUGAUUCCUAAAUUUUUAAAUUGUACGUUUCAUACAAUAAUUAAUGUACUUUGAAAUUCAAUUUAGCAAAAGGUAGUAUCUAAUAUUUUGCUUAUAAAUAUUAGGUAAACCAUUCACUUAAUUAUUGAAGUAAUUUUGUAAUAGGUUUAUUUUUUAAAUACAUACAUAAGUAAAUCUAUAACAAAAAUAUACUUAUACCUAAUUAGUAAAAAAAAAAAAACACUAAACAUUCAUGGGAAAUUAGAUUAAAAAUAAAAAAUAAAUGGGGAUCAAUUUUAAUUAGAAUAACCUACUUCUAUUAAAGCAUCAUUGCUUGUAAACUAUAUUGUGGAUGCUGAAAUAAUGGUGCGAGGGUUAAAAAUAACGACUGAGCUGCUCGAAAUAUUGUGAUUAUUAUGUCAAUUGUGAUAGUAGAACAGACGGACACACGUAUGAAGUGGGAGUUGCAAGGUUAGUGAAUCUACGAAAUGGACCUAGAAAUCAAUCACUGUGUUUUAUUGUAAGGUUAACAGGAAUAGUGCACAUCAUUUACAAAAUAGAAUAAAAAUAGAAAACGUCAUAAAAAAUGCAUGAAUUAUAUAUACAAUAUUAGUGACGUUUUUCAUUUGUUAUAAUAUCAAAAUGUGUGCUAUUCUUUGACUGAUCAAUUGAUUUUUGACAAAUUCUAUGAUAUUCAGCAAGCCCAUAUGAAUAGAAGAAUGUAAUUAUUGUAAAAAAAAAAUAUGUAAAUAUUUACGCCAUUUUAUUAUUAGGAGGAUAAAGUAGUAAUAGAUUAAAAAGAUAUUAUUAUUUUAAAUAAGUUUGCUCGUUUCUAAAGUAUAGAAACAAGCAGAAUAUAAGACUUUUACAAUUACCGUUAGAGCGGUUGGAGCUUCAAUCUUUAGUAAGAAUAAUCUUAAAUAAUGUAUACACUGCCUUCAAAAUACAAAAUAUCUCAUAUAUUUUGAUUUAUUUAUUUGUAACUUAAUAAACUUACACAUAUUUUAUUACAAUCCCUGAAUACUCAAUACAUGAUAAUAUUUUUUAGAAAAAGAAAUAAAUUUUGACUAAAACUGAUUUCUAUUUCGUGUUCAAUUCGUCACUGUAGGUCUACUAUUAUCAUUUAAUAUAUAUAUAUUUCAUUAAAUGCUCUAUAUAAGUAUUUAGGUAUACAAUUAUUAAUAUGUUCUUGUGUUUGGAAUAAAUUUACUAGUCUGCUGAAUCUAAAAAAUAAGAGAUUUGCGGUAUUUCGCGUCCUUCGUUGUAAUGUAACUAAGUAAUAAUUUAUUAGAAGCGUCUCAGACCAGAAGAAAGGAAUUGAUUAAUAAAACUAAACAUUUUAAAACUGUACGAAAAAUCUGCAUCAAAAUAUUUCCGUUGUCGACCGACUUCAAAAAUAAAGAAUUUCUCAGUUCGUUUGUAUUUUUUGUGUUUGUUACCUCAUAACUCUGUCAGUUGUAAACUAAUAUGAUUUUUUUUAUCUAAACGAAUACACUUUUAGAGUGGUUUCAUAGAAAUUUUAUCGGUUUAUUAGUUUAUUUUUUUUAAAUCAAAACGAUUUUGCUACAAUAAUUAAGAUUAUGUGCCAAUUGUGGAACACAAUCUUAAUUAUAUCGACCUAAACUAGAUCAGAAACUGAAAUUUGGUUUCAGUUGUGUCAUCUAGUUUCUCUUAAACACUACUAGAUGUUACCUCUUUGGUAAUCUAUCUAAAAAUAUAACUUUUUAUAUUACACAAAUUAAAUAAAUAAAAAUAACUAAAACUUAAAAAAAAGUUCGUGUAAUCUACAAAUCAUUAUCAAUUAGAAUGAUUUAUGUGACACCUAGUUACCCUCACAAUGCUAUGACGCGACACGAACGUAUAAACGAAAAUUACCAUAUAUCAAAGUAAUUUAAACCUUAUUCGCUUAAAUGCAAUUGUUUUAAGCAUCGUAUCGUAUAUUUAUUAUUAGACUUAUCAUGACAGUUGAUCCAUCAUAAUGUUAUGUGUUUCCUACUUUUUACUAGUCUGAGACGUUAUAACUAGUUGAUAAUUAUAAUAUCAUACAUCACUUCGACGUUAUAAUUACAUAUAAGGAAAACAAUGUUAUGUGUAUAAGCAGUCUUGUAACACAUCAAUAUUUUUUAUUAUGUAUAAUAAAGCAGUUAUAUACUUAUUAGCUAAAAGAACUUCUGAAAAUUUAUUAAUGUUACAAUGAGAAAUUUCAAAUCCGACAGAAGUAAUGCUAAUCGCUAGCUGAUCUUACUAAAAAACUAAAGAGAUUGAUAGAAUAUGUCAAUGUUAUAUGUUAAAGUCUAGUGGAGGACGUUGCUUUACCUUAUAUUUGACGUCUAUUCAAUGUAAUUUUGUUUUAAUCACAAUUUAGUCUGGUCAAAGUCUCCCUGUAAGACCCUUGUUGCGAGUUGAAAUAUGAUUGCUUUUUAAAUAAUAUAUUUAAUAAAUAUAAAUACCCAGAAUUAUUACUCGUAAUUAAGUAUAUUUCUGUUUCAAUUUGUACUAAUAAAUGUUUUAUCAUUUUAAUGGGUCCGAUUCUGUAACUGUAUAUAAUGAGAAUAGUACUUUUAUAUAACUAUCCAAAUUAUAUACAGUUUAAUUACGAGAAUAAUAAUUUCAGAAUCGACCUGUUGCUAUUGAGAUCUCUAAACGUUUGAGUGCCAUGUUGACUGACUCACAAUAUAUUUUGCGUUUAUAUUUGCUGCUUACAAAUUAGGUAUCAUUCUACUUAAAUAUUUAACACGUAGUUGUUUUUCAAUUUUAUUGCUAACUUCUUUAUAUUGUAUAUUUAUAUAUUGAAAAAUAUAUGAUUUUUAAAAGCACAAUAAUAUUAGAUAUACCUAUCAAUAUUUUAAUUGAACGGUGGCAUGAUGGUACGGCGCAUCAAUUAACUGAUACCUAAAUUAUAGACCAGUUACCUAUUUUUUUUAAAGGGGCGAUAAUGGAAUGAUAUCCUCGUCUACACUACCCAUAUAUACUGGCUGAAUACCAGUGAGCGAUGAUAGGUAAGGAUAAAAAAGCAGUUAAUUUAACCUUAACCGAUCAUAAAGAAUUCGUCUAAGAUUAAGCACGAUUGUUUCCAGGGGUGACCUCGAGGAGGUCAACCUGAAAAGAAAUAAUAUUUGUAACAUGGUUGCUAGUCCCCAUUACUAAAAAUCCCUAUACCGCGUCCCCGACUAACUUUUAAGUACUACUAAUAGACAUAACCUUUCAGGAAUAUUCAUUAUAUUUCCUUCAUCAAUCACAAUUUUUAUCUACGGCCACGUAAACAAUUUUUUAAAGAGAACGUAUAAUAUCGUUUGUGAUUUUUAAAUUAAUAUUGCAUUGUAUAUUGAAGGUCAUUAGGAUAAACAAGAUUACAAUCAAAUCACUCUCCUCGCUUAAAUCUCCUUAGACAAUUAUCUAGUGGGAUUAAGGUGACGAAUUAUGUUCUUUAAUUAUCUGUACUAGGUUAUAUAGUAUAUAUCGGCGUUCAUCAUGUCAACUUUUCCCGUUGAUAUAAAUACAACGUCCACUACAACAUUUUACGACCUUGCCACAUCACUGGUACAUGUACUAUCGAUAUAAUAAAAAAAUACAUGAUAAGAGUACAAACAGACAGUGACAAGGCUGUAAAAUACAUACUUUUUUACUUGACUGAAUAGUGGUUUGUACUAGUGCGGAUUAUUGUUGAAAACAUUAAAUAAUAGGUUGGAGCUACUAUGGAGCUUACCGUCCAGGAACUUAGCUCUUAAUAAAGAACCUGCAUGUUUUCGCUCAAAAACAACGACUUAUCUUUACCCGCAGUUAGUACGAUAUAAAGUUAUCACCAUGUUAUGCAAUUAACGCCCUAAUAGAGCAACGGAUACUCAAACAUAGAUAAAUAUAUGUUUAGAAAUGUAUAAUUCAGUAUUCUCGCGGCAUUUAAAAGACACUCUAAACUGUCGUCUGUAAUUUGUUGUGACUGGAUAAUUAUAAUUCCAACGAUAAUGCCAUUGUCAGAUUUUGACAAUUUACUUUUGCAGAGCAAAUUUGAGCAAUUAAUACAUAUCUUUGACGAUUGCUUCAAAUAUACAUAAGUUUUGCUUCCUCCAAAUUAUGCGUCACAGGUGUAUUUUUCUAUUAAUGAGUGAAUAUGAAUCAGUGACCCCACCUGCGCUAUAGCUAUACACCGGUUGGGCGCCAGUUUGAAAUCAUAGGUGAGGAUAAAAAAGAUCAGUUAGUGUCGAAUUAAUAAGUAAUUAACCACGAUGGUUUCCAGAGGAACCACAUCGAAGAUGACCUGAUAGGGAGUCUUGCUAGCAAUGAGGCAGUUAGAUCCAAUUACCAAUAAUUUUUUUCCUCCGUCACAAUUGGGUUGUUGUUAGGUUGCAACAUCUUUUGUAGAAACAAUGUGACAUGUUGACAAGCAAUAAUAUUCAUAUUAGACAUAGUGGCCCUAUUGCAACCAAUAUAUCCCGUCAGGUUGACCUCCAUAUGUUUUCUUCUGGAAACUAUGUUUUCUUCUGGAAACCAUCGUUGUUAAUUCCUAAUGAAUUCGUUAUAAUGGGCUAACUGACCUGUUUUCAUCUUCACCUAUCAUAUCGCAUUGGUAUUCCGCUAGUGUGUACCGGUUACCAUUCCAUUUUCAUCAUUCAUCCAUAUUAUACAGGGUAAAAUCGAAGUCGUUGACUGCACGUAAAUCUUAAAAUCUACCCAUACUAUAGAAUAUAAAUAAAGGGCAAAAGAUAUAUUUGAAAAAUUUUGUGAACCAAAAAUUAAAAAACGACAAAAAAAUAUUGAUCCUCUCAUACUAAUUUAAUAGCUAUCUCAUACUAAUAAUACACUGUAUUAAUAUGAGAGAAUCAAAGUUUCUUUUUGUGGAUUUUUUUUUUUCAUGAAAAUAUGCAAUUUCCCUGACAGACACGCUAACGAUUUCGAUUACACCAUGCAUAAUUGUAUCAUGAGAAUAUACAGUACAGAUACUUGUAUAUGUCAAUGCCAAGAUUAGGUACCUAACUACGGACAUUCGGGCUAAUUUACUAUAUUUACGUUUUUCUAUGGGAUGAAAAAGGAAUGGUAAUUCCGCCUGCACUAUUGAAAUACGUUUGCAGGGUACCAGUGAAAAUAGAUAAUUGAAAAUGAAACUCUAUUUCCGUUUAUAGUUUUAACAAAACAAUCACGUUUUAACAAAUACUCAUGUAUGUAAUUCCAAGAUUAAGUACCAAACUACAGACAACAGUCCGAGGCCAUUUACUAAAUUUUGCCUUUAUCACUUCAGCAAGUUGGUAAUUCUGAAACACAAUUCCUUCCAUAUAACACAAUCCGCUUUAGCACAUAAAAGUGACGGGCCCACCUAAUAAAAUAUAGACAUCUUUGUUUUAAAAGAGGUGUCUGACGAUGUUUAGUUUGUAGAAAUCUGUUAAUUUUAAUAAAUUGUACGUAGAAUAAUAUUAUAAUUGUGUGAAUAAUUUACUUUAUACAAUUGUAGUUAUUAAGCUUUAUCAAUUUAUCAAUAUAAGGUCGUCUUUUAAUUGUUUCAUUUAUUUUAAAAUACCGCUCCUGUGACAUUAAAUUUUAUCUGUAAAAUCUGAAUAAAUUAAUUUUUCAUUCAUACUUUAGACCUAUAAACUAUUUUAGAAAUUUACUUUUUAGAGACAAUAAUGUUAUAUCUUAUUUAUUUGACACUAUCAAACUAUUAUUUCAUUAAGUGUAAAUAGGCACUAAAACCAUUUGACAUAAUCGAUUUGUCUAACAAACAAUUAAAUUUUUACAUUAUAUUUUAUUGACCAUAUAAUAUCAUAUAUGUACUGUUUGAUAUAACAUCAUAUAUGUCCCAAAAAAAGUGAGAGGACUAAUUGGUUGUUCAGAUUAAAUUAGCAAUUUAUUUAUCUAUUUAAUCAAAAUUGACAAUAUCUACUUAGUAAUUCUGCCUGUGUCGACAAUUUAUUUGUUGUCAUUUUAUACGUUUUAAUAACAUAAUACAUACAUUUUGAACAUAAAUGUCCAUAAGUAUACUUAUAAAUAUUUUAUUUUAUUAUUAUAACUAUUAUAAGUUACUACAUAGUGUAACUGCAAAUACAUCGAACUACAAAUGGAAAUGAACGAUAUUCUUCUAACAGCGUUGCCAAAUUUUAGAGAAAUGAAAUUAUAGAAUAAAUUUUUGAUAUAAAAUAAAAUGUGUUUUUAUUCGUUCGCGUAGUAGUUAUUUAGUAAAACGUAGUGAAAACCAACACAAGUUAGUGAUUGGGUAAAUGUAAAAAAAAAACGAUAUGAAUUCGACGAAAAAAUAUGUGAAAUUUGGUUAUAAAUUGCAUCAGGCAACGCUGUUCUCUAGUAUUUUUUAAGUUAAAUAAUAUCAAUAGAUUUUUGCCAGAAUGUUACUCAAUUGUGUUACGUCUAUAGCUUACCGGUAUUAUUUUUUACAAUAUGACUACAUUUACACGUAGACGUUUCUUAAUAAUAUGAUAAAACAAAAUAUUAUGCCUGAAUAGGUGCCACAUAUUAUCUUAAUUCUUAAUUAUAAUGUUAUGCAUUUGUAACAAAAAAUUAAACCACAUUCUUCUAAAGUCAUUACUACAAAAACAAAUAAGCAAAAAUUGUAUAAAUAAUUUAGCAUAUAUUAAAAGUAAUAUGUAAUUGCAAGAUACUUGCUAGCCAUGUUAAUGAAUUAGUAUAGUAUAAUGUAAUAUAAAUUUAUUUUUGUUUCAAUGAAACUACUUUUUUAUUAUCACAGCUAGUACCUAUUUUAUUUUUAAUUCUGCUUAGUGUACUCCAAAUUUUUUUAAUGACCGUUUUGUUAUGACAUUAAGCUACAAUAUUUAGAAACAUAAUUAUACUCAUAUAUCUACAAAACAAAACAUUCGUAGGUACCCACCUUAUGGGGCAUGGAAUUAUUUAAUUACAAAUAGCCUUAGGUAGGUACCUACGUAAAUUAUUCUCUUGAAGUUUUUCGCUCUACAUACCUAAAUAGGUACAUUGUUUUUGUACUUAAUUUAGUUAUUAAACAAUAUAGGAAAUAAGCACAGCUGUAAAUAAAAUUACUUGUAAGUUUACUGUGGUGAGACACAACCUUUUAAAUAAACGAAUUUUAUCCAA
Molecule: messenger RNA, 11465 nt
Organism: Galleria mellonella (greater wax moth)
Lineage: Eukaryota; Metazoa; Arthropoda; Insecta; Lepidoptera; Pyralidae
Gene: ed
Product: hemicentin-1-like
Exons: 11
Coding region: 342-4133 (1263 amino acids)
Biological process (GO): cell-cell adhesion
Cellular component (GO): cell-cell junction
Molecular function (GO): cell adhesion molecule binding
Source: RefSeq, a predicted model, not a curated record